CGCUCUUGGAGGCUAGUAUGUCAAUCGACUCUAGGUCUGUGCUCGGGCUGAACCACGCCGUUCUCUGACGUACAAAUAGCAAAAAGACUCUUAGCACACCUCCCAAGAUCACUCUGGGACGCUGUUGCUGCCGCGCGCCGAAGCAACUGCUCGAAACGCCCAAUAAUUGGCCAUGCUCUCCGCACUGCAUUGUGCUCUCACGGCCGUCCUGCUGGCCACGACGAAUACGGGUCUCGCGGCCGCCGCGCGGGUCGCCGCGCGCGACACGCCGGCCUACGAAAAGGACGAGGUCAAGGCACUCCCCGGCUGGGACCACGCGCUGCCGUCGCGCCACUUCUCGGGCUACCUACAAGCGUCGCCUACGAAGCGCCUGCACUACUACCUCGUCCAAAGUGAAGGUGACUGGAAUAAGGACCCGGUGGUAUUAUGGUUCAACGGCGGUCCGGGUUGCUCAAGCCUGGACGGCUUCCUCUACGAGCACGGUCCGUUCCGCGUGCAGUACGACGGCAAGGAAGCCUCGCUCGCCCGCUUCGACUAUGCCUGGUCCAAGCUCGCGACGAUGGUCUACAUAGAAGCGCCGUGCGGCGUCGGAUUCUCCUAUUCUACCGCAAAAAACACGAAGCGCGAUUACAACGCUACUGAUGAUACGGCAGCAUUGGAUAAUCUCGCGGCGGUCGAAUCGCUCUUCGACAAGUUCCCGAAGCUUAGAAGCAGAGAUUUGUACAUCACUGGCGAGAGCUACGCUGGCAUCUACGUCCCGACGCUCGCCGAGGCGAUUGUGGCCAAGGGAGCCGCCUACACGGGCGCGAAACUAAAAGGCAUCGCCGUGGGCAACGGCUGCUCGGGCUCCGAGAUCGGCAUCUGCGCCUUUGGGAGAAGCACGCAGGGCUCCUUCUACACCACCAAAUUCCUGCUGUCGAGCGGCUUCGCUCCGGAGACCCUGAAGGACGACCUGCGCGCGGCCUGCGCGGCGGACUUUUCUACGUGGGCCCAAGGUGGCCCCGUCUCGGACGGCUGCUCAUCAAAAGUCGACGAGCUCGGGGCGUUGACGAAGGACCUCGAUACGUAUUGUGUGUACUGCGACUGCCCGGAAAAACCGAAUCCCAUCGACGACGACGACUACGCGACGCGCGGCCAGAUGCAGCUCGCGACGCCCACCAUCGGCACGACGGCCUGCGUCAACACCUACGAGGCCUCAGCUUACCUGAAUCGAGCUGACGUGCGGAAGGCGUUGCACGUCGAGGCCGCAGGCGUGAAGAACUGGAUGGUCUGCGGUAGCGCCGAGGGCUGGCAGUACACGUCCACGCGCCCGAAUUUGCCAAGAGACACGUACCCGAAGCUCAAACAUUUAGAUGUCCUGAUCUACAACGGCGACUGGGACGCGUGCGUGCCGUACACGGACAACGAGGCGUGGACGCUAUCGAUGGGAUACCCUAUCACGAAGCCGUGGCACCCCUGGGAAUAUAAAGACGGGCCGUACCAGCAAAUUGGCGGCUACGCGAUAGAGUUUGACGUGCCGGGGCGCUUCGUGUUCACGACCGUCCGCGGCGGCCGCCACGAGGUGCCGGAGACGGCGCCGGACCGCGCCUUCGAGAUGCUCAAGCGCUUCCUGAACGGGGAGAAGUUCUAGCCGUCCUGUGAUAAGUGAUG
Molecule: messenger RNA, 1650 nt
Organism: Pelagomonas calceolata
Lineage: Eukaryota; Pelagophyceae; Pelagomonadales; Pelagomonadaceae
Source: the annotation of a GenBank genome assembly